Micropterus dolomieu (smallmouth bass) is the source of this 2450-nucleotide messenger RNA. RefSeq names its product NMDA receptor synaptonuclear signaling and neuronal migration factor a (gene nsmfa). NCBI's taxonomy places the organism in Eukaryota, Metazoa, Chordata, Actinopteri, Centrarchiformes, Centrarchidae. Gene Ontology annotation, cellular component: cytoplasm; nucleus. Gene Ontology annotation, biological process: regulation of neuronal synaptic plasticity; positive regulation of neuron migration. The coding region runs from base 1 to 825 and encodes 274 amino acids. The transcript is spliced from 11 exons. The record is from RefSeq and is a predicted model, not a curated record.
AUGUGGAACUUCCGCAAGCAUCUUCGGAUGGUGGGCAGCAGAAGGAUUAAAGCACAGACAUUCGCUGAGCGUAGAUCGAAGAGUUUCAGCCGUUCCUGGAGUGACCCCACCCCUGUCAAGACUGACUCUCCCCAUGAACCCAGAGACAGCGGAGACCUGCAGGCCUCCUGUGGUACUCUGGACGAAGGAGGCCUCGAGGACAAUAUAGACUGGGAGGAGGAGAGAGAGAUGGAGAGGCUGGCCUGUGAAGGAGAUGACUUUGUACCUCCCAAAAUCAUGCUGAUCUCCUCUAAGGUCCCCAAGGCAGAGUACGUUCCCACUAUAAUCCGCAGGGAUGACCCCUCCAUCAUCCCCAUCCUCUAUGACCAUGAGCAUGCAACUUUUGAUGAUAUUUUGGAGGAAAUAGAAAAGAAGCUCACAGCUUACAGGAGAGGCAGCAAGUUCUGGAGGAUGCUCAUCUUUUGUCAGGGAGGCCCUGGUCACCUGUAUUUAUUGAAGAAUAAAGUGGCGACCUUUGCUAAGGUGGAAAAGGAGGAGGACAUGAGCCAAUUCUGGAGGAGGCUUAGUCGCUUUAUGAGUAAAGUCAACCCAGAACCCAACCUUAUCCACAUAAUGGGAUGCUAUGUCCUGGGGAACCCCAAUGGAGAGAAGCUGUUCCAGAAAUUAAAGAAUCUGAUGAGGCCUUAUUCUGUCGAGUUUGAGUCACCGCUGGAGCUCUCUGCACAGGGCAAAGAGAUGAUUGAGAUGUACUUCGACUUCCGCCUCUACCGACUUUGGAAGACACGCCAGCACUCCAAACUCUUGGACUAUGAGGAUUUUUUGUGACGAAGAAAGCAGGAUAAUGGGUGCAGCGGAGCCCUCCAGUGCCACGAGGAACCUGUUAAAACUAAUUCCAAUGACUGAACAUCGCUCUACUGCAGUGCUCAACCCCGUCAACUCAAUAUAAACAGUCAUACCUGCUUUCAUGCGGGAGAGGACUGGGAGAGGAGGAAGAGGGAGGACAGGACAUGGAGGCUGAGGACAAACAAAAGUAUGCUGUGCCUCUGCUCCUCCUCAUUUUCAGAGUAAGGAUCAAAGACUAACAAGGAGGGCAGAAGAAAUGCUUGAAAGAAAAAAUGAGGAAAAAGCAGAGACAAGUGGACUGUUCACGUCUUGGUCACCAACUCUCUUUGCCUCUCGAGUUUGAAAGCAAAAAAGAAUCAAAAAUUUAAAUGUGUAAAAAAGAAAUAUCAUUUUAGUCACAACUCUGUUGUAAGGACAUACUUUUUGAGGCUGAUGUGCUUCAGAAAAAUUGUUGAAACUUAUUCUGUCAUAAUGUGGUUCUGUGUUUUGACUGGACCUCUCAGAUAAUCUCAGACCCCGGAGACAUACAUAUACAUAAAUAACCCAUAUGUUGAUGUGUGUAUAUAUAUAUCACAUGAAUAUAUUAGCAUAGCUUAGUCAUGCAAAUAAUACUCCAUAUGAGAAUAAUGAUGCAUCACUUAUUUUUGAUGUGCAUUGUUGUGCAGUUUCAUAUGGAAAUACUUUGGAAUAACUCAGGUUUUAGCCAUGAAGUAAUUAAUCUGUUUGUCUAUUAUAUCAAGAUAUUGUAAUCUUCAUCGCCAUCACCUGGAAUGAAUGUAUUAUUUCUCUAGAAAUGUAUCUUCGGUCUGAGGAAAUGAGCUUCAUGUUUUGGUAAAAAACUAAAAAGUAUAAUCUGCUGAUUUUGUGUGUGGGUGGGGGCGUGUGGGUGUGUUUUCCAUGUUAAAAACAUGCAGAUGUGAUGUGUGUAUUUUUUUCUUUCUGCUUCUCUGUUAAAGCAAAAGUAAUUGUUUAUCACCUUCAUCCCCCAUUUUUUUCUCUCUAUCUGUCACAUACACUCAAAAGACAAAAGACAUUCUUGUAUGAUUCAUGAUGUCAAGAGGGAUGUAACAGCCAUCCAACUGCUCCUACCCCUGUACUGUAAGAGUUGCCCUAAUGGUCCCUCCUGCUCCUUUGCAGAAGGUUCAGGCCACUUAGUCGGCCCCUGUCAACAGUGCCAGCUGCUCUCACUAUCUGCCAAACACUCUUGGCUUCUUUUGAUGGCAGCCAAACGAGCUUCCGCCACCUCUCACUUCACUGGGCUGUUGUCCAGUCUGAGGACCGGAGUUCUGUGAAUUAAACAGAUCUGCCAGGAGUUUAAGCUGUUAACAGCCAUCUGCUGCCCAUGCCAGGUGUUAAAAGGCCAGAAAUAUGCACUGAGUGUUUGCCUGUGUCCAAGACUGUCGCACUACGACCUGACCUGUCUCAUAUAGAUUGAAGAUGGUUAAAUGUGGAGAGAAGCAGCGGAGCCUACUGCUGGACAGCAAUCUGAAACAAUGUAAAAGUGCUCACACACACACACACACACACACACAAAGGGCUGUGAUGAAAAGAAAUGUUAAGAAAUCUAUAAAUCAGGACAAAAUUAAAGGGGCACUUUUACAAAUGAA